AUGCCCGUAGGACGGGUUGUGACCACCCGUGCAAGCUCGCGGAGAACGGAAGGUGCCAAGGGAGUGGCGCCUGUGCGCAGUAGCCGUCAUGCGGUGCCGCAGGUGGUUCACACGGCACCACUGCUCACGCUUGCUGACUAUCGCAGGCGGCGGCUGAGCCAGUUUGUUGCUGGGGAAGCGCUGUUCCCGCUGCCACAGACCUCGCUGGACUCGCUGGCGGCUGGUGAGGAGCUGGCAAGCCGAAUGGAGGCGUUCCGGGCAGAGUUGGAUGGCCACAGAGAGGCCCUGGUUGGGGCGUCCGAGGCCCAGAAGCAGCACAGGCGCAUCGUCGAAGGAGCCCGCCGCAGGGCAAAGGCCCGCCUCCGGGCAGAGGCCACCAUGGACAUGCUGGCUCGCCGGAGCCAUCGCGACGCCGUUCUUGCUGCAACCUCACUUUCGGGGUCGGCGCUGGGUGUGGAGCCACAGGGCGAGGGUGAGGGCGAGGGCGCUGCUGCCGAGGCCAGCGUGGCCGAGGCCAGCGGCGCGAGCGCUGAUAUGUCGGGCGCGCGUGCGUCGCAGCUGGACGAGGAGGCCGAGACGCUGCGGGCGGCUCGCGAGCAGCUGGCGGCGGCGCAGCAGCGACUGGUGGCGCUAAAGGACGCGCAGGACGAAGAGUAUCUGGCGAGGCAGGCGCUGCUCGAGGCGCACGCCAACCUCAUUCAAGACGAAAAGGUCUCGUUGGAGAUGCGGCGGUCGGAACUCGACGAGGCUGCAGCGCGGCUGUCGCUGGCGCGGCGCGAGCUGGACGAGGAGCGGUCACGGUUGGCUGAUCUACGGCAAGUGCAGGCGGCAUCGCCGCUGGCAGCAUCGCCGCUGGCAGCGUCGCCGAUGCGGUCGCGGCUGCGGUACGACAACGACAUUUAUCCGUCGCCGGUCAGCGCGAGCCCGGGCUCGCCGAGUAGCGGCGGCGUUGGCGGCUCGCCGCCUCUCUCGCUUGGCUCGCUGGGUGCAUCACUGCCUGCAGUUUCGCUGCCGCCGCCGCCGUCAACCGCGCCACCGCAUGGUGGCUAUGUGCCGCCGUACACGGCCCAGGGCACGGUGCCGCUGUACAUUUACGAGCAGCAGCUUGCGGAGCAAAAGCUGCGGCUUGCGCAGCUGCAGGAGGAGACGAUGCUUAUUGCAAACGACGCAUGAGGCACAGGUGCGUUCACAGGUAGUUACCGGACGCCUCGCGGCGCUUGAACGUCGAGUACGAGGUCGACGAGUCCGAAGCCGAGAUGGACGACGAGGUCGAGAUCGAGGUACUGGAGAGCCCGAGCGGAAUAGGCUUGUCCCACGAGGUGCCGAGCCGGGAGCGGACCUCGUCAAAGUACGGGUGGCGCAUGGCCUCGGCGGCUGUCAGGCGGUUGGUGUGGUCGUAAACGAGGACGCGGUCGA
Messenger RNA from Thecamonas trahens ATCC 50062, 1416 nucleotides. RefSeq lists its product as uncharacterized. NCBI's taxonomy places the organism in Eukaryota, Apusomonadida, Apusomonadidae. Bases 1 to 1173 code for a protein of 390 amino acids. The record is from RefSeq and is a predicted model, not a curated record. The transcript is spliced from 2 exons.